Messenger RNA from Gigantopelta aegis, 2970 nucleotides. RefSeq names its product toll-like receptor 13. Gene Ontology annotation, biological process: immune response; toll-like receptor signaling pathway; inflammatory response. The transcript is spliced from 2 exons. Gene Ontology annotation, molecular function: transmembrane signaling receptor activity; protein binding. Gene Ontology annotation, cellular component: membrane. Bases 129 to 2228 code for a protein of 699 amino acids. The record is from RefSeq and is a predicted model, not a curated record. Lineage: Eukaryota; Metazoa; Mollusca; Gastropoda; Neomphalida; Peltospiridae.
CCGGACGCUACUUGACAAAAACAAAGCAAAACCCCCAGCAACAAUCAGUUGAACAGUAAUCGCUUACAUAGCGUUCGGAAAACAAUACCAGUAUUGGUGACUUGCAUUCAUAUUACACAAAGACACAGAUGAAUUUCCCAUCUAUCGUGGCCCUUGUGGUCCUACUGGUGUCCCGGCUCGGAGAUGUGUCCUCAUCCAGGUGCUCCUGGUCGUGUAAAUGCUAUCCCAAAACUAAGAUCGCGAUCUGUGGGAAAACCAAGCCGGGCAUCAGACGAAUUCCGACUGUGCCUAGCUACGUGCGCUACUACACCUUCUCCAACGGCAACAUCCCCGCGUUAAACAGAACAGCACUGUCGCCGCUCGCCAACAACUCCCUCCUUUCGUUGGCGUUGCUUAGCGACAGCAUCGAAACGCUGUCAGCAGACGUGUUCGUUGAUUUUCAGGACCUCGUCAUGCUCGAUCUGAGUGGAAAUAAAAUCGCGUUGAGUCUGUUGAAAUCUGCCUUCUUGUCUCUUGGUUACGAGCUGAAGAGCAUCAUUCUUGGCAACAUGAACUUUGGGGUUAUUCCACACGAUCUGUUUGAGACCAAUAAGACCCUUUAUGUCGAGAAGAUAAGUUUCAGUCACAACCGGCUGACAUCUUUUAACGAUUCAUUGCUUGUACUGACGCCGCAUUUAAUGCAGCUGAAUCUAGGGUUCAACCAGAUAUUCAAUUACUACAACCACUACCACAACAAAUACCCUAACCUGAGAAAGCUACAACUUAGCCACAAUUUGCUAAGAGAGUUUCCAAAUUUCUGUUGGGCCAAUGGCACAAUUCGCUACAACAGAUUGGAAAGUAUCGAUGUCUCGAACAACGCGAUUUUGUCACUGGGGAGUUUAUCGCCAACCUGUAUUCACAACAUUAAAAAGAUUGUCUUAGAUGGUAACCGAUUGACAGUACUUAAAAAUAAUACAUUCAGCGACCUUACUCAGUUAGUUACUCUACAUUUAUCGAGUCUGCGGUACUUAAAAGUGAUCGAAGAACUGGCGUUUAACUCCACAUCGCUUUCAAUGUUAAGUUUAAGUUAUAACGUAAAAAUUAAACCUAGCAUGUUUCCCGGAAAGUUUCCAUUUAUUUGGGCCACUAACCUCUCACAACUGAGUCUUCAGGAAACUCGACUUUUUCUUCCAUUGCAUUUGUUGAGGUCCUUGUUGCUUCAGCUAAAGUCCAUCAGGGAACUGAAUUUGCAGAGGACACGGAUCAGCACAAUACCACCGCGAACACUUUGUCAUCUUCGUUACCUGAAAAAGCUGGAUCUCCAGGGAAACUAUAUGGCAAGUUGGGAUGACGAGACGUUUAGUAACGUCACAGAGCUGAACUACCUAAACCUCGAUGGUAACCGCAUCAGUGUCAUCAACGAAACGUCAUUUCCGGUCGAGUUCAGAACCGCCAUUAAGGCGAUCAAUCUAGGGAACAACGACUUCCUUUGUACCUGCGCUCUGUUGUGGUUUCGCACGUGGAUGAACGAAGUAAUAAAGAACAAGACAAUAAAGUUCGUGAACUAUCCACGUAAAUACUACUGUAAAAACCCAAAACACCUCAGACUAGAUAAAUUUAACCCCACCGCUGACUCUUGCAAAACUCUGAAUCCCUACAUCAUUCCAUUUGUGUCAAGUGGAUCGAUAGUAUUGGUGGUCUUGAUUGUCACCAUCGUUAUAUAUCGUAAUAGAUGGACGAUUCGGUAUUGCAUGUAUACCAAGAGGAAACGGUCACAAUAUCCGCCGCUGCUGGGUGGCAAACACCAACUUAAAUACGAUGCGUUCGUAUCAUUUGAUUCUAAGGAUUCUGACUGGAUGAUGGAAGAAGUGGGAAACUUCCUGGAGGGUGAACUAAAGCUCAAACUGUGCAUCCACGAUAGAGAUUUCAAAGUAGGAGGCAUGAUUUUCGACAAUAUCGUAGAAACCAUGGAUCAGAGCAAGAAGAUAAUUUUGAUUCUGUCUAACAACUUCGUCAGGAGUGAUUGGUGCAAGUGCGAAUUGAAACUGGCUACUAAAGACAAAUUCGAAACUCACAAAGAUGUCAUUGUUGUCAUCCGUGAAAUGGUUGACAGGAAACAUAUGUUCAAAUCUCUCAAGGCGUUGAUAGAUAAUACUACAUACAUUGAAUGGAGUGCAGAUGAAAGUGCCAAAAAGCUUUUUAGGUGUCGUCUUGCUGAAGUCAUGGGUUGUGAACAAUUUGGAAAAUGAUAGAACAAUUUUUCGAACGACAUGUAACUUUCCGAUUUUCCAGUUAUGUUAACGCCGUUGACUCUUAGUUUUCAGGCAGGGUAAAACAUGUUCAACCGUUAAUUGUUUUGUUCAACGUUAACAAAUAUAUUAGUUGCAAGUGUUUAAAAUGAAAUGAUCAAUUUGGCCAACUCUCUCUCUCUCUCUCUCUCUCUCUCUCUCUCUCUCUCUCUCUCUCUCUCUCUCUCUCUCUCUCUCUCUCUCUCUCUCUCUCUCUCUCUCUCUCUAUCCAUUGUGGUCCGUAGAGGUCCGUAGCUGUCCGUAUUAAAUCCCUGAUCAAUCGUAGUAGUACUUGUAUGUUCGUGAAAAUGUUUAACAUGUCCAAAAAUUCAUCACGGAUCGAACAACCAUAGUACAUCCUUAAUGAUCCGUAGAAGAACAUAAUAAUCCGUUCUAAUCCAUAAUAAACCGUACUUAAACCGUACCUAUCCGUACUUAAUCGUAGUAAGUAGUAGUGUGACCGGGGCUUAAGGUAUAUCUGGUUCAAACUUGAAGGCUUUUCUUCUGCUUCAAAUAAUCAUAUAAUUUGUUUUGUGUACAUCGAGUGUGUUGCUAGUUGUUGUAAUAUUCAUAAUGUACAUUGUAGGUUAUACACAUUCCAGACAGUGUCUUAAUGUCGCAGACCCUAGGUUGAAUCAUUGAAACUAUACACCAAGUUUGGUUAAUCUUCAAACCUGUAACACAUCUGAAUAAAGAAGAAGGA